AUGCGUCUACUGUCGGCGAGAGCCCUUCAGUUUGAGGAGGUCUUCGAACCCAACAUCCCAAAUUAUGCGAUACUGUCGCAUCGUUGGGAAAAAGAGGAGCCAUCCUACGUGGACAUGAAAACUACAAUCAUGCAGAGGAAGGCCUGGAAACCAGGUCAAGGGUCGCCUUGGAAAAACCUGAUAUUCUUUGAUAAAGAUUGGAACAGGUGUGGCAAUCGUGUCGAGCUACAAGGCGCCAUCCAAGCAGCCACCGGGAUAGAUGCGACCAGCCUCACCAAAGCCUCACACAAAGAUAGAACAUUCCUUCGGACCAUUCGGCUAGGACGGCUUUUUUCUUGGGCCGCCAGUCGACAGACUACUCGACGCGAAGAUCGAGCAUACUCACUCCUGGGACUAUUUGACGUCUACAUGCCAUUGUUGUAUGGUGAGAAAGAUCGAGCAUUCUAUCGCCUACAAGAAGAAAUAAUCAAGGAGAGCGAAGAUGCAUCUCUGCUUGCCUGGAGCUAUACAGAGGCUGACGAUGGAUUUGCGCCGAACGGCUUGGCCAAAUCCCCCUCGCAAUUUAAAAACUAUCAGAAUUUAAUGACAGAACACCUUACUCAAGUACCCUAUGUUGCGAUCAGUCCGAGAAUGAUAGCAAGGGGAUUGCAAGCUACCCUGAGGAUCAGAAUGGAUCCAUACGAGAAGAGGCUCGGAUAUGCUGUUUUGGCGGAUGAGACAAACGGGAGAUCCCUGGUUCUCCCUAUUCUCUUUUGUUCGCUAACGUUCGUAAGAACUUUGGUACAAAAUGAGUGUGUUAGAUUUUCGGAUCCCGUUUGGGUUCCAUCACGGUUUGUCAGCAAAGCUAAACCGAGAUCCAUUUGCUUCAUUCGUCACGUAGAGGCUACCUACCUCUAUGAGCCUGGUCAUGGCCUGAGUCUCGGCUCAGCAGUAUGGAAGAAUUAUAUUACAACUUUCACCUAUCCUAUUCAAACGCAAGCCGGGCGUCGCCAUUUUCCUGCACUGUUAGGAAGAUUCACAACACUUCCAGAACAAAGGGAAAAGGACUAUACCUUUAUUGUAGAGCUGACCGCUCGUACAAACGCCAAGCGAACAUAUGUUCUUAUAGUUAACUACCGCUCUAGUGGCACAGGUAUAGAAACUAAUAUGACUGUCACAGUUGUCCGGCGUAAAUGGCACAUUAAUCUAGCAUAUGCCAUGAAUCUUGUGCAACGCCGAGAUAACCAAAAGUCAUGCAAACUCCCAGACGAGCACGGCAAUGCUAUUCCAACAGCAGAAAUUGUUUCUAUUUCUCAUGUUACCAGCUUAUGGGUUAGCGAGGCUGAGAAUGACUUGGACAAAGCUAUUUCACGUCCCCGCAAGGACAUCAAGGUCAGAACGCUCGGUAUUAUUAGGAAAGGAUCCUUUAUUUGA
Messenger RNA from Fusarium redolens, 1413 nucleotides. RefSeq lists its product as uncharacterized. The transcript is spliced from 2 exons. NCBI's taxonomy places the organism in Eukaryota, Fungi, Ascomycota, Sordariomycetes, Hypocreales, Nectriaceae. The record is from RefSeq and is a predicted model, not a curated record. Bases 1 to 1413 code for a protein of 470 amino acids.